Molecule: messenger RNA, 1148 nt
Organism: Dromaius novaehollandiae (emu)
Lineage: Eukaryota; Metazoa; Chordata; Aves; Casuariiformes; Dromaiidae
Gene: NABP2
Product: nucleic acid binding protein 2
Exons: 7
Coding region: 162-785 (207 amino acids)
Biological process (GO): response to ionizing radiation; mitotic cell cycle checkpoint signaling; double-strand break repair via homologous recombination
Cellular component (GO): SOSS complex
Molecular function (GO): DNA binding
Source: RefSeq, a predicted model, not a curated record
UAAACCUCCCGUCCGGCCCGCCCCCCUCCCGCGCUCCCAUUGGCCGGCGGCGCGGGACGUCCGCCGCCUCUGCGCGCUGAUUGGCUGCCGGGGGAGGCGGCCGGGGCCACUUCCGGGAAUGCCCGCGGCGGCGGCGCUCCGGCAGGGCCCCCGGCGGCGCCAUGAGCACCGAGACGUUCGUGAAGGACAUCAAGCCGGGGCUGAAGAACCUCAACCUCAUCUUCAUCGUGCUGGAGACAGGCCGGGUGACGAAGACCAAGGACGGCCACGAGGUGCGGACGUGUAAAGUGGCCGACAAGACGGGCAGCAUCAACAUCUCCGUGUGGGACGAUGUGGGCAACCUCAUCCAGCCCGGGGACAUCAUCCGGCUCACCAAGGGGUACGCGUCCGUCUUCAAGGGCUGCCUGACGCUGUACACGGGCCGCGGCGGCGACCUGCAGAAGAUCGGCGAGUUCUGCAUGGUCUACUCGGAGGUGCCCAACUUCAGCGAGCCCAACCCCGAGUACGCGGCCCAGCAGGCGCCCAGCAAAGGCGCCCAGAACGAGAGCGCGAGCCCAGCCGCGGCGCCGAGCAGCCAGGGCCCCUCCGCGGCACCCCCAGCCCCCGACAGCCAGAACGGGAACGGGCUGAGCGCGGGGGGCCCCGCGCACCCCCCCGGCGCCCCCGCGCACCCCUCCAGCGGCCGCAUCACCCGCAGCCAGCCCAGCCACCCGGGCCCCGGCGCCGCCUCCGCCGCCGGCCCCGUCAGCAACGGAAAAGAGACGCGGCGGAGCAGCAAGAGAUAACGGGCCGGGCCCCCGCCGCCGCCGCCGCCCCGCUCCCGCCGGCCCCCGGCCCUCCCGCGACGGGCGCUCGGCCCCCGGCCCGCGACGGGGGGCCCCGGCCUCCCGGCUCCGGCCCCCGCAGGCCUCGCUCCCGGCCCUGAGCCGCGGCGUCGCGGAGCCGGCGGGGCCGAGGGGACGCCGUCGCGCCCCGGUGCUCGGGGGCCCCGCGCAGGACGGGACCGGCAGCCCCGGGGGCCCUCGCUGGCGUCGGGGGCUCGCGGCCCCCCGACACCCUCCUGCGCCCGGCUGCCGCCCACCGGCCCCCGCGCCGGGGCGGGCGGCGAGGCCCCGUCCGGAGGGUGGUAAUAAAGGUUUUGCCUGCUG